Molecule: messenger RNA, 1290 nt
Organism: Cucurbitaria berberidis CBS 394.84
Lineage: Eukaryota; Fungi; Ascomycota; Dothideomycetes; Pleosporales; Cucurbitariaceae
Product: PALP-domain-containing protein
Exons: 6
Coding region: 1-1290 (429 amino acids)
Cellular component (GO): cytoplasm
Molecular function (GO): cysteine synthase activity
Source: RefSeq, a predicted model, not a curated record
AUGCCCGAGCAAUGCAGAUAUUAUGUACUUGGCGCUUUCAUCCUCGGCGUAGCAUUGACCGCGGCCUACAACAAGCAAGCUUCGCAUCAAGUCUCAGAAGAUGCAAGCUCGAACCGCCUCCUCAAGCAACAGCAAAAGCUGAUAUCCAAGUUUGCCAGGAUUGAUGAUCUGGACACUUUAAAGAAGAGUUUGCUAGAACUUGAAAGUUCGUUCGGAACAGGGACAGACACGAUCAAGGAGGGCGUGGAAGGAUGCAUAGGCGACACGCCCCUCAUCAAAAUCAAGUCACUUUCAGACUAUACAGGAUGCGAGAUACUUGCGAAAGCGGAGUUUCUCAAUGGAGCAGGCAACAGCCCCAAAGACCGAGUGGCCCUUAACAUCAUCGAUGUGGCUGAAGGAAAAGGGCUUCUCGUCCCACACUCCGGUGACACCAUAUACGAAGGCACAGUCGGAAGCACAGGUAUAUCAUUAGCCGCAAUAUGCAGAGCGAGAGGAUACAAAGCGCACAUAUGCAUGCCAAACGACAUGGCAAUCGAAAAGUCUGAUCUCCUAUUGAAGCUCGGUGCAGAAGUAGAAAGAGUGCGACCUGCGCCGAUCGUGGACCAGAACCAGUUUGUUAACCUUGCCCGUACAAGAGCUGCAGAGCACACCUCAAACCCGGAUAAGCCUGGACGAGGGCUUUUCGCAGAUCAGUUCGAAACUGAGGCGAAUUGGCGUGCGCACUUCACCGGCACCGGACCUGAGAUCUACGAGCAAACUGGCGGCUUUCUGGAUGCUUUCGUGAGCGGCGCCGGUACUGGCGGAACCAUCUCGGGCGUUGCUCUAUACUUAAAGUCGAAACUACCUGAUUUGAAGGUUGUUCUCGCUGAUCCUCCAGGCAGCGGCUUGUUCAACCGUGUAAAGUACGGAGUCAUGUUUGAUCCAAAAGAAAGAGAGGGAACACGCCGCCGGCAUCAGGUCGACACGAUUAUUGAAGGUAUCGGCAUCAAUCGCGUAACUCACAAUUUCGAUAUCGGCCGAGAGCUGAUCGAUGAUGCUAUUAGGGUGAACGACGAUCAAGCGGUCGGUAUGGCGCGCUGGUUGGUCGAACAUGACGGAAUCUUCGUUGGUAGCUCCAGUGCUGUGAAUUGCGUGGCUGCUAUGAGGCUCGCGAAGAUGCUUGGCCCUGGGCAUCGUAUUGUCACCAUUCUAUGCGACAGCGGUGCGAGACAUCUGAGCAAAUUUUGGAAGACUGAGACCAUCGGCGGCGCUGAAGACGACGUGUCUCUGGAGGGAAUCCUUGACGCUUAA